AUGCGCUUCCGAGCGACGUUGGCCAGUCCGGUGCAGUUCGGUCGCCUGGCCACGUCCCUCUCACCCCUGUCCAAGCAGGCGACCAUCAAACUCAAACCCGACUCGGUGCAUCUCGUCUGUCUGAGCGAUACGACCGCCAAUGGCGUGCAGGUGUGGAGGUACGUCCUUUCAUAACUCACUCGACCUCGAUCGAUCUGGGGACUCGGACUCAAUUUUGCUAGUACUGACCACGUGUCGAAUGGAUGUGAAUUCGUUCAAACAGUCAAAUAGCAGUGGUGAGUGCUGUAGCCUCGAUCUUACCGCAUCGCAUCCCGUCAUCCUUCCCCGCCGAGGGUUGCUCGCUGACGAUUUGACAUCUCGUCGCUCGUGCAGUCGUCCAUUUUCAGGAUUGACCAGGAUUUCCGCCUCGAGUCCAAUAGCAACAACGAGAUCUACCUCGAGGUAUCGACAGAGGCUCUGGCCAAGGCAUUGAGAUCGGCUCAUGUAUGCACUCGAAUCAUACUUUAACCUUCGUGACAUGUACUGACCGACGCUCCAUCAUCCAUCAGGGAGCGACCGAAGUGACGAUCAAGUUGGCCAAAAAGGGUGGUCAAGGUCCCGAUGGCUCGGGCAAAGGCGCACGACCCGUUCUGACACUCAACAUCAAGACCAUCGUGCGUUGUGAUCUAGUCCGCCAUCGCCGCCUCGAAAACAGAAUCCUGACACGCCUCCUCGCUCACGCAGAGCAAAGGGAUGAACCCGACCGACAUCAGUCAGGACGUCGGCGUGCGCGUCAGAAAAGCCGCCGAGAUGGACCUUCUCAAAGAACCACUUUGUCCAACACCCGACGUAGGUUUCUCAUUCCUCUGGUCGAGUCGAGUCCGUCGUUACUGAUACUGAGUUCGGGACGUGGACAGAUCAAUAUCAUGUUGCCGCCGUUGGCGACGCUGAAGACGAUCUGCGAGCGCCUUAAAACCAUCUCACCUUUGGUCACGAUCAGUGCGAACCAUCAGGGUGAACUCAAGUGUGUUUUUGGAUGAUUCGUACAGGUGAACGUGUCUAGAACUGACUCAUCGACCUUCGGUCCUCCAGACUUCGUGCCGAAAGUGAAGAUGCGAACGUGACGACCGAAUGGCGCGGGUUAUUACACCCUCGUCCCGGUGAAGAAGGUUCGUCAGGAAGUACGCACUGUUCCCACUGAUUUAUUCAUCCCACUCACCUCAUCUUUGUCCGUUCAAAGACCCAGCGCCGACCGCCGAACCCGAUCCAAGCCAGUUCUUCUCCGUGACGGUGGAUUCAAAGAACCUGCUCAAGUUCCUCGCCGCGUACCCGAUCUCGUCCUCGACGAUCGCUUCCUUGUGUGAAGGGCAUUGCGCGAUCUUUUAUCUCUACCUCGCGUCAAAGGGGGAAUCGCAGGGUGGGGUGUUGACGUAUUUUGUUCCGGCUGUCAGUACGGGAGGGGAUGAAUGA
Molecule: messenger RNA, 1449 nt
Organism: Microbotryum saponariae
Lineage: Eukaryota; Fungi; Basidiomycota; Microbotryomycetes; Microbotryales; Microbotryaceae
Source: the annotation of a GenBank genome assembly